AUGGCGGUGUUGGAUCAUUUCCUGAACUGGGCGGGGCUUGCCGACAGGAGCUUCAGGAUGGGUCACAAAAAAACCGAGAACAAAGAGGAACAGCAGGACAAGUCUGAGUAUGGAGACCCAGCGCAGUUCGACCCAACGUUCAAUGGACCCAUUCGUAACAGGAGCUGCACUGAUAUUAUUUGCUGUGUGCUCUUCAUGCUGGUCAUCGUAGGCUACAUGGUGGUUGGAAUUCUAGCGUGGCUGUACGGAGACCCGCGACAUGUUCUCUACCCACGCAACUCCACCGGUGCUUUCUGUGGCAUCACACCCAACCAAGAUAAACCCAACGUAUUUUAUUUUAACAUCAUGAAAUGUGCCACUGCGACAAAUAUCAUGGCGGCUGCACUGCAGGGCCUCCAGUGUCCCACCACUCAGAUCUGCUUGAAGUCGUGUCCUUCAGACUUCUGGGUUCUGGACACUACGGCCUACAGUGCCAGCGGCAACAUGGACAGAUACUUCAGACAGGAGCUGUGUGUGCCAUCAUUCAACCUCAAGACCACCAGUCUCAAAGCUGUGGAGAUCAUUGAUCGAGAACUUUGUGCUUUCUACUACAUUCCCACCACCUCAGUGUUGGGAAGGUGUUUACCCACUCUAGGCAUUUCGGAUGUUCCCCCUUCCUUCCAAAUUCCUGGCAUGACCACCAAUCAGACUGUGGACACCAUCAAGAACGCUACAGGUGACGUGGUGAAUGGGUUUAACGCUCGAGACGUGGGCAUGAGGAUCUUUGCGGACUUCGCCUCGACAUGGCAGUGGAUUAUUGUUGGGUUGGUGAUAGCGAUGGUGCUCAGUCUGCUGUUUCUCCUGCUGCUGCGCUUCUUGGCGGGAAUCUUGAUCUGGAUACUCAUUGUUGGCGUGCUGGGAGUCGGAGCGUUUGGAAUCUGGUAUUGCUAUACAGAGUAUGCCAAGCUGGCUAGCUCCACUCUGACCUACAAUAACGUCGGCUUCACCACCAACGUCAGCGUUUACCUGCAGAUCCGUGACACCUGGCUCGCCUUCUUGAUCAUUCUCAGUGUGGUGGAGGGGAUUCUGCUGCUCAUGCUGAUCUUCCUCAGGACUCGGAUUCUCAUCGCUAUCGCUCUCAUCCAGGAGUCCAGCAGGGCGGUGGGCCACAUGAUGUCGACGCUGGUGUUUCCCAUCAUUACGUUUGUGAUGCUCCUUGUGUGCUUCUCCUACUGGGGCAUCACUGCACUAUAUCUGGCUACGUCGGGAGGCCCGGUGUACAGGGUUGUAGCUCUGAACUCUUCAGACGGAGACUGUAGCUCCAUCUCUGGAAACCAAAGCUGUGAUCCACUGGCGUUUAAUCGCUCUGAGUACCCUUCGUGCCCGUUGGCUCGCUGCUCCUUCAUCAAGUACAACACGGACGGGCUGUUCCAGAAGAACCUCUUCAACCUGCAGAUUUACAACGUCGUGGCUUUCCUCUGGUGUGUCAACUUCGUCAUCGCGCUGGGACAGUGCACGCUCGCCGGGGCGUUCGCCUCGUACUACUGGGCCUUCAGCAAGCCCUCCGAUAUCCCAGCAUGCCCUCUGGUCUCAUCCUUCAUGAGAGCUCUACGGUUUCAUGUCGGGUCUCUGGCGUUCGGGGCUCUGAUUCUCACUAUUGUGCAAAUCGUGCGCAUCAUUUUGGAGUACAUCGACCACAAGUGCAAAGAAGCUCAAAACCCCUGCACUCGGUUCCUGAUGUGCUGUUUGAAGUGCUGCUUCUACUGUCUGGAAAAAUUCAUCAAGUUCCUCAACAGGAACGCUUACAUCAUGAUUGCCGUUUAUGGUAAAAACUUCUGCGUCUCGGCCAAAAACGCCUUCUGCCUCCUGAUGAGGAACAUCGUCAGAGUGGUGGUGCUGGAUAAAGUUACUGACCUGCUCCUGUUCUUUGGAAAGCUGCUGGUGGUGGGAGGUGUUGGUGUUCUAGCAUUUUAUUUCUUCUCUGGUGGAAUUCAGAUUCCCAACUUAGCCUUCAAAGCUUCAUCGCUUAAUUACUACUGGAUGCCCAUCAUGGUGGUGGUGUUUGGGUCGUACAUGAUCGCUCAUGCGUUCUUCAGCGUCUACAUCAUGUGUGUAGACACACUUUUCCUCUGCUUCUUGGAGGAUCUGGAGAGGAACGACGGCAGUACAGAGAAACCGUAUUACAUGUCCAAGAACCUCAUGAAGAUCCUCAACAAGAAGAACAAACAAGCCAAAAAAUGACCUGAAACCAGACAAAAAAACCCACAAAACCACAACGAUUCUGUCCGUUUACUUCCUUAAACAGCACUUUGACCAGCGCUUAU
This is a messenger RNA of Trichomycterus rosablanca, 2303 nucleotides long. RefSeq names its product solute carrier family 44 member 4 (gene slc44a4). Gene Ontology annotation, cellular component: plasma membrane. The record is from RefSeq and is a predicted model, not a curated record. Gene Ontology annotation, biological process: choline transport; thiamine pyrophosphate transmembrane transport. Lineage: Eukaryota; Metazoa; Chordata; Actinopteri; Siluriformes; Trichomycteridae. Gene Ontology annotation, molecular function: thiamine pyrophosphate transmembrane transporter activity. Bases 1 to 2220 code for a protein of 739 amino acids. The transcript is spliced from 23 exons.